AUGUUGUCGACAUUAGCACGUACCUCCAGACUCCAGGCCUCAAGGUCCUCUCGCGCCGCUUUCUCGACUUUCAGACCGCUACGCCAACAACCAACCUACCAACCGCCCACACCUUCAGAACCAGAAAACCCGCAUCGCGCCUUCUACAAAUCUUUUGGCCGUCCAAUCGCAAAAGUCUUCUUGAUGGCUCUCUUCACAUACCAAGUACUACACUACGGCUGGCUGAGACUGGAAGCCAUGGAGGAAAAGGAGGAAAAGACUACCGAGUUGCAAGGUCUGGAGAGUCAACUGAGAGAAAUGACAAAAUCGCCAAAGAAAGCUUGA
Messenger RNA from Aureobasidium melanogenum CBS 110374, 324 nucleotides. RefSeq lists its product as uncharacterized. The transcript is spliced from 2 exons. NCBI's taxonomy places the organism in Eukaryota, Fungi, Ascomycota, Dothideomycetes, Dothideales, Saccotheciaceae. The coding region runs from base 1 to 324 and encodes 107 amino acids. The record is from RefSeq and is a predicted model, not a curated record.